AUGCAUAGAUAUGAAGGCCAGCGGAAGCAUAUCAUACAGUCCCUCGAGUCCGUCCUUUACCAGCUGCACGCCCUCUCCUUCAUCCUCUCGCCUUCAAUAUGGAUCUACCUCGCGCGCGUCACCUCACAAUUCCAGUUCGCCCGACCACGAAGCAUUGACCCAAAGGGGUCCCUGCGCUUCUGGUUCUUCCUCAUCUUUCUCUUCCAGUUCGGCGCCGUAUGGUCGCACGCGCAGGAGGGUUCCACGCAUAGCAGACCCCUCGUACUUGACUUCGUGGGCAUGGGCACAGCGCCCUCAAAGCUGCACCUCCUGCUCCUCGACUUUCUCAUCAUCUUCCUUGAGGUGUUGCUCACUACCACCGCUUGGGAGACAUCCUACCUGGAUGCAAUGCCACCUAGCACGCCGGACGCUCUCUUGCCAGCAUCCCCGACGCACCCGGCGUCCAUAUCAUCCACCUCCGAUCAGCCAUUCAAACACGUCGAGGCCCGCGAGCACGAGUACGAACCACCGUAUGUCAUUGACCUCCGUCUGUCUACUAUUAUAGACCGCCUGCGGAACCCCCCGCUGCCUCCGACCCGUGAGACGUCCACCUACGACCUCAUCCCCCUGCCAAAUACCACAUCGUUGCCUAUCUCCGGCGGCCUGCGGAUGUUGCUCCGUGCGAGGCAGCAAUUGCAAGAACGUGCGCGUUCUGCGGAGCGGAGACGGGGGCGCGAUAAUACCAGCGCAGAGCGGCGGGAGGAGGACACCGACAGUAGGCAGACUGUUCCUGGAGGGUUUGAUACGGAGGACGACGCAUGA
This is a messenger RNA of Postia placenta MAD-698-R-SB12, 801 nucleotides long. RefSeq lists its product as hypothetical. Gene Ontology annotation, cellular component: Dsc E3 ubiquitin ligase complex. The record is from RefSeq and is a predicted model, not a curated record. NCBI's taxonomy places the organism in Eukaryota, Fungi, Basidiomycota, Agaricomycetes, Polyporales, Adustoporiaceae. Gene Ontology annotation, biological process: SREBP signaling pathway. The coding region runs from base 1 to 801 and encodes 266 amino acids. The transcript has 3 exons.